GACCAGGCCGCGGGCGGGACGGCUUGGUCUAUGAGACCCGGUCUCCGCCUUUCCCGAGCGCCGACGUGCUCAUCUUCGUCGGGGCCAAGGAAGGGGACGCCACAGCCCCGUAGGCUCCGGCCGCCUAGGUUGAUCUGCCCGCACCCUGACUCUGCUCUGGGGGUGCAGUGCGGUGUAUUCUCUCCUCCCGGGGACCCGUGGUCACACUGUCGGGCCUGACCCCUGACCCGGCCUGUGUGACAUCUGACCUUCCCGGUGGCUUUGCACCACGGGUAGUCCCCUCUUGGAGUCUGUCACUGAGACAAGAGGUUUAUCAGUAAUAUUAGUUUGCUACCAUCAUGUCUUGGUUUGCUGAUCUUGCUGGAAGGGCUGAAGAUCUUUUAAACCGAGUGGAUCAGGGGGCUGCAACAGCUCUCAGAAAGGAGAAUACCAGCAACAUCUUUUAUAGCAAAACUACUGACUAUCCUGAACUUCACCAGCAAACCACAGAUUCAACUUACCAGACUGGACAGAAAGCUAACUAUAUUUCCUCAGCUGCUGAUAACAUCCGACAUCAGAAAGCCACGAUCAUAGCUGGCACAGCGAAUGUGAAAGUGGGAUCCAGGACAGCCGGGGAUGCCUCCCAUUCCACUGAACAUGCAUCCGUCCCUAGGCCUUCGUCCCAGUUUGUUCGAAGGAAAAAAUCAGAGCCUGAUGAUGAGCUGCUAUUUGAUUUUCUUAACAGUUCCCAAAAAGAGCCCACGGGGAGAGUGGAAAUCAAGAAAGAGAAGGGCAAAGCUCCUGUCUUUCCAAGUUCUCAAUCAUCAGGUGUCAGUUCUGUCAGCACCAGUGUAACCACCAUCAAGGCCACAGAAGAAAGUUCUGGGAGCCAAAGUUCUGAAGUGAACAGUUCUGAUUCUGUGCCUGAAGUUCACAAGGAAUCCUCAGAGGAAAGCCCAGCAUCAAAUGCUACCAGCAUGGAGCACAGCUCUGCACUCAGUGAUGGUAGCAGGUCACACGAGCUGUCUAAUCUCCGACUGGAAAAUCAGUUGCUCAGGAAUGAAGUCCAGUCUUUAAAUCAGGAAAUGGCCUCAUUACUUCAGAGAUCCAAAGAAACUCAAGAAGAAUUAAAUAAGGCAAGAGUAAGAGUUGAAAAAUGGAAUGUUGACAAUUCAAAGAGUGAUCGAAUAACUCGGGAACUGCGAGCACAAGUCGAUGACCUCACUGAAGCCGUGGCUGCAAAGGACUCCCAGCUGGCUGUCCUCAAAGUGCGGCUGCAGGAGGCUGACCAGGUGCUGAGCUCCCGCACAGAAGCACUGGAAGCCUUACAGAGUGAAAAAUCACGAAUAAUGCAGGAUCACAAUGAAGGUAGUAGCCUACAGAAUCAAGCUCUGCAAACUCUUCAAGAGAGGCUGCAUGAAACGGAUGCGACUCUAAAGAGAGAGCAAGAGAGCUACAAACAAAUGCAGAGUGAGUUUGCUGCACGCCUUAACAAAAUGGAAGUGGAACGUCAGAAUUUGGCAGAAGCAGUUACUCUGGCAGAAAGGAAGUACUCCGAGGAAAAGAAGAAGGUUGAGGAGCUCCAGCAGCAAGUUAAGCUACACAGGUCGAGUGUGGAGUCGGCUAAGCAGGAGUUAGUUGACUACAAGCAGAAAGCUACAAGGAUACUCCAAUCUAAAGAAAAACUGAUCAACAGCUUAAAGGAAGGCUCGAGUUUUGAAGGCCUAGAUAGCAGCACUGCGAGCAGCAUGGAGCUGGAAGAACUUCGGCACGAGAAGGAGAUGCAGAAGGAGGAGAUCCAGAAGCUCAUGGGCCAGAUACAUCAGCUGAGAUCUGAGCUGCAGGAUAUGGAGGCUCAGCAGGUCAGUGAAGCUGAAUCAGCAAGAGAACAGUUACAAGAUCUGCAAGACCAGAUAGCUAAGCAGAAGGCAUCUAAGCAAGAGCUGGAGACAGAGCUGGACCGAAUGAAACAGGAAUUCCAUUACAUGGAGGAAGAUCUGCAUAGAACAAAGAACACACUGCAAAGCAGGGUUAAAGAUCGAGAGGAAGAAAUUCAAAAACUGAGGAAUCAGGCAGUGCAGACUGAAAGGAGGACAGCUGCAGACUGGAAAGGAGGUGCCCAGCACCUCCUCUGCCCUCUUGGAGCUGCCUCAGACAUGUCGCACAUGGCCAGCUCUGGAAAGCAAACAACCAGUGUAAGAAUUCCUGUUGAUGGGAAGCUGCCAUACCAUUGUUGUUAGUGAACAGGAGGCUUGAAUGGACCUUCUCCAAAGGGUCAGAUGAUCUUGUAAGUUGGUGCUCGGGGUCACAGGGUUAUCAGGAUGAGUCCCACUGCACUCCAAAGACAGUGGCUCAGCUUUGGGGUGAGAAGAAGCCUGUGCUGUGGGCUACUACACAGGACUGGGGAAACUGGCUCUCCCUUCAUUUUUGUUUUUAAAUUGUAGUUAGUUUGUCUGUCUGUUUGUUUGUUUGUUUGUUUGUUUUUGAGACAAGGUCUUGCUAUUUAGUCCUGGGUGACCUUGAAUGUACUGUAAUCCUUCUGCCUCAACCUCCAAGUUCUAGGCUUACAGUCAUGCACCAGCACUUCUUGCAGACAGCUGGCUGUUUCUGGUGAGGUUAUCAUCGAUUGUCCUGUGACUCUAGGUGCAUCCCACAAAAACCCUUUGAGUUUUGCAUUUAUUCAUGAACAGUCCAAACUGGAAAUAAACCAGGUGAUCCUAGAGAUGCUUGAAUAAACCAGUUGUGAGCUGGUAUAUACAGGAUCUAGAGAGAUAGCUCAGUAAUUAAGAGCACUGGCUGUUCAUCCAGAAGACCUAGGAUGCUUGAUUCCCAGCGUCUACACGGUGGCUCACAAUUAUCUGGAACUCCAGUUCCAGUGAACCCUCUUCUGGCCUGCAUGAGCACUAGGCAUGAGUAUGUUGUACAGAUAUGCAUGCAGACAAAACACCCAUACACAUGAAAUCAUAAAAUAAAAACAAAAAGAUAAACAUCUAUAGAGUAAUGUGUUAUUCUUCUAGGGAAGUUCACUCACAGGAAACUCAGGAAUAGGCAAAAGCAAACUCUGGUGCUAGAGUUGAAAGUGGGUUGUGUAUGAUGCUGGGAAUGGUCUGUUCUGUUUGAAGUCACAUGGCUAGGGGAUCAUAGAGCACUGUCUUUCAUGGGACUACACUUCACAGUGCCAUACUGUUGAACUGUGGAUUUAGAAUUGUGCUUAAGACAUUUGAACUGUGACCUGUAAACUUGACCAUGUCACUGCAUUGAUAAUACAGUAUACAGUGUGUCUUCAUAGUCACAUGUAUUCAUGAUACAAAAGCAGAGCAGAAGCCCAGCCUGAUGGGCACCUGCCUGUAACCUCUGUACUCAGGAAGCUGAGGCAGGAGAAUCAUGAAUUGGAGGUCAGCUGAGCUAUGUAGUGAGUUUAAAGCUACAAAAGGAGACCAUUUCAUAUCAGCAACAUCAACAACAAAGAAGUUAAUACACACAACAGUACUACUUGUAUACAGUGUAUUAUAUGACUUCAGGAAAUAUCCCCUUCUUUUACAUUCUCUACCUGCCAAUGUGUGGCCUACUGAUUUAGUUUAAGAAUCACUUCUAGCCAGUGAAAAAAUCAUUAUAGAGAUUUGAGGACCCAGUUCAUGUCCUUUCUAUAGCAUCCAGCUUAGAGCCUGUGUACUGAUUUAGUGAACAUUUA
Molecule: messenger RNA, 3670 nt
Organism: Arvicanthis niloticus (Nile rat)
Lineage: Eukaryota; Metazoa; Chordata; Mammalia; Rodentia; Muridae
Source: RefSeq, a predicted model, not a curated record